Molecule: messenger RNA, 1319 nt
Organism: Apis cerana (Asiatic honeybee)
Lineage: Eukaryota; Metazoa; Arthropoda; Insecta; Hymenoptera; Apidae
Gene: Phb2
Product: prohibitin 2
Biological process (GO): mitochondrion organization
Cellular component (GO): membrane; mitochondrion
Source: RefSeq, a predicted model, not a curated record
AAUAUAAUUGUAGUAAAAAAUAUUAUAAACUGAAAUGAAUGAAUUUAAAUUGCCUAAAGCUCCUAAUGGAGUAUCUGUUGCUGCUACAUGCCUUGCAGCGGUCGGCGUAACGGGUUAUGGCGUUUGGAAAUCUAUGUACACAGUGGAAGCUGGUCAUAGAGCAAUUAUAUUCUCACGUUUAGGAGGAAUUCAACAAGAUAUUUUAACUGAAGGUCUUCAUUUUCGUAUUCCAUGGUUUCAUUGGCCAAUUAUUUAUGAUAUUAGAAGUAGGCCUAGAAAAUUAUCUUCACCUACAGGAUCCAAAGAUUUACAAAUGGUCAAUAUUUCUCUUCGUGUGCUUUCUCGUCCUGAUGCACAAAGUUUACCUACAAUGUAUCGUCAGUUAGGUCUUGAUUAUGAUGAAAAGGUUUUACCAAGUAUUUGUAAUGAAGUACUAAAAUCAGUUGUUGCAAAGUUUAAUGCAUCUCAACUAAUUACACAAAGGCAGCAGGUGUCAAAUUUAGUAAGAAAAGAAUUAACUGAACGUGCUAGAGAUUUCAACAUUGUUUUAGAUGAUGUAUCAAUAACUGAAUUAAGUUUUGGUAAAGAAUAUACUGCUGCUGUAGAAUCAAAACAAGUUGCUCAACAAGAGGCACAAAGAGCAGCAUUCUUUGUAGAGAAAGCAAAACAAGAAAAACAACAAAAAAUUGUUCAAGCAGAGGGUGAAGCAGAAGCUGCUAAAAUGCUUGGCUUAGCUCUUAGUCAAAAUCCAGGUUAUUUAAAAUUACGAAAAAUUCGUGCAGCACAAAAUAUUUCUCGUACGAUUGCAAACUCUCCAAACCGUUUAUAUCUUAGCGGAAAUGGUUUGAUGUUAAAUAUUCAAGAUCCAUCAUUCGAUGAUUCCUCAGAUAAACUAAAAAGUGAUAAAAGGAUGAUGAGCUGGGAAAACUGGAAUGAUACAAUGCAAAGCGCGGUGAAACAUUUAACGUCUGAGCAACAAACAACAGUGAAAAUCAAUGAAAAACCGUUAAUUAAAUCUUCUGUACCCUCUUCAGAAGAACAAAUAUCUAUUCUGUUGGAUUCUGCAGAUGAUGGAGCAAAGAUGAUUGUUUCUUGAAUUCAAAUUUAAAUUUAAUUUUAUAUUUCGGAAGAGAUUUUGCGAUGCGAGCUCAUCUAUCUCUAAUAUUCCUUACCCUUAAAUCUUAUUACUAUCGUCAAUAGAUAAAAUUUUUUUUAUAUUAUAUUAAGGGAAUUCGUGAAGAUAUCUUAAUAAUUUUUUAAUAAUAAAUUAUUACAAAUUAUCCAUAUAAUUAUCGAAAUAAAGUUUAAUUUACAGUUUA